AUGGAAGUUUGCUGUGAUGAACUUGAUCAGUGUAAUACUAUAACAUGGGAUGCUGUGGCAAAUCUUGUAGUUACUGUAGAACAAAGGUGGUCUCUGUUUACCAAAUCAAACUCACUUUGUUGUUUGCUAAUACAAUUCUACGCUACUAUCAUUGCGGCAGAACUUCCAGUACCAUUAUCGUCUUCAUCUUCUAGUGUACUUAAAACUGAUGCCUCAUUAUUAAAAGAAAGGUGUUUGCAAUUUAUAAAUGACGCUACAGAUAUUUUAAUUGAUACCUUGAAAACUGAUGUACCUCUUACUUGGAAUGCUUCAGAGUUACAAGGAAUGUGUAGAGCAGUACGACAAUUAAAUCGUUUUGAAGAGACUAGGAAUUUAUAUCAAACAAGUUUUUAUGGACGGAAAAGGUUUUGGAAACGUUCACCAGUAUCAUCUUUAUUACCAGUGACAACAAAAACAACGACAAUAGCAUCAGCAGCAGUAACAACCACAGCUGUAGGAGGAACGGCGGUAAUACCUGAAAAAAUUCCAAUUCAUAAAAAAGUUUCUCAAAUGGUAACUAGCCAAAUUCUUGUACAGAAUAAAUUGGUGAAAAAUGUACAGGUGAUGACAUUACAAGAGGUUUCAGGUGUCUUUUUUAGUGUUUCUACUGCGUGUAGUACAGAAGCAGUGGAUAGGUUCGCCGUACCUGUUCAUAAUGUUUUAAAGAGAACUAUA
This is a messenger RNA of Trypanosoma theileri, 714 nucleotides long. RefSeq lists its product as uncharacterized. The record is from RefSeq and is a predicted model, not a curated record. Lineage: Eukaryota; Euglenozoa; Kinetoplastea; Trypanosomatida; Trypanosomatidae. The annotation marks the transcript as partial. The transcript has a single exon.